Fonsecaea multimorphosa CBS 102226 is the source of this 573-nucleotide messenger RNA. RefSeq lists its product as uncharacterized. The transcript has 2 exons. The record is from RefSeq and is a predicted model, not a curated record. NCBI's taxonomy places the organism in Eukaryota, Fungi, Ascomycota, Eurotiomycetes, Chaetothyriales, Herpotrichiellaceae. The coding region runs from base 1 to 573 and encodes 190 amino acids.
AUGCAGGCCCUGAAACUCAACGCCGCCGUAACGCCCUUCUUCCGCCGCCCCAGCACGCAAUGCACGACACGCAGCAUCUUCACGCCGGCGACGCGCCCCAAGGCCAACAUGGGCAUGGUCCCCGCCGCGGAAAAGGAGAGCAUGUUCGGGGUGGUCGAGAUCUGGACGUCGGGCGCCGCACUUGAUGCCGUCAAGAGGGCACCCGAGUACAAGCAGUACCACUCGACCGUGGCGCGCGAGGGCCUGUACAGCACCGAAAACGACAUGGACAUCUCCGAGUGGACGCCGUGUGCCGGGUUCGUGGCGCGCAAGGGCGAGAAGGAGACGCCCAAGGCCGGCAUUGUCAUGCUGGCCAAGUUUGUGUGCAAGGACGACGAGGGCAUGAAGGACGGGUUGGUGGGUGUGAUCGGGAAAUUCUGCGACUGGGUCGAGGCCAACGAGUUCGGCACCCUGACGUACUGUGUGAUGGCCAGCAAGACGGCGCCUAACGAGGUCCUCCUGUUCGAGCGGUACAAGGACCUCGCGGCGCUGGGCGUGCACGGCAAGACGGCCGAGUUCAGAGCCAUGUUGUGA